AUGGACGGAGACACCAACCAAUUGCGGGAUCAGAUGGCAUCCGGUACGGCAGUGAAUUGCGUGCAGCUAGGCACCGGCAACACCGCGCUCUUUUUGGCUGUGCUCCACGACAAGCUGGAGGCCGCCAGCUUUCUUCUCGACGCUGGAGCCGAGUUUAAGCUUGACAAUCUUGGCCGCACACCACUCUAUGUGGCGAGCAGUGCUCUUGCAGUCGACCUUCUCGUCGCAGCGGGAGCCUCUGUGAAUGCUCAAGACAAAGACGACAACACGCCUCUGCACACGACCAAAGUCGCUGAAGUGGCGCAAGCUCUAUUGGCCGCAGGAGCAGAUGCAAGCCUGCGAAAUCAGCAUGGGUGCACAGCGCUCGAGGUGGCGCUCGCAAUGGGUUCGGGCGGGGCUUUAGGAUGGAUUGGUGUUCGGAAACCGCAGGCGUAUCAGCGCGAGCCCUUCCAGACGUGUCGGAGGCAGCCGCACCAGCUGCACCAGCAGCGUCGAGACGCGGUCCCACGUCCGGAGGCGCUCGCCCGGAUGUCCCGUGCCGAGCUCGAGUGUCGCAUUGUUGCGACGCGGCAAGCCCUUACUGCCCUUGAGGGCAUGCGCGGAAUGCGCGGCGACCCUGACGACGUGUCAUUCGUGUCGAAGCGUUAUCGAUCAACGCUUGCGCCUAUUUGCAUGAUUCCUGAAGGUUACGGAUCACGGAGAGCGCAGCGGCUCUGA
This is a messenger RNA of Emiliania huxleyi CCMP1516, 717 nucleotides long. RefSeq lists its product as hypothetical. The coding region runs from base 1 to 717 and encodes 238 amino acids. The transcript has 4 exons. NCBI's taxonomy places the organism in Eukaryota, Haptophyta, Isochrysidales, Noelaerhabdaceae. Gene Ontology annotation, molecular function: protein binding. The record is from RefSeq and is a predicted model, not a curated record. Gene Ontology annotation, cellular component: nucleus; cytoplasm.